UUGUGUGCGUGUUGAAGAGGCGGGUUAAACUUAAAAAGAACAAGCCAGUAGCUGCAGAGGUCGCGGCUGCUCAGGCACCGUCAAAUCAACCUACUUCUUCUGCCCUUCUCGAAGUCGCUCAUGUUAUAGACCAAGCAGAAUCUAGCCAUGAAGUAGGACAUAGCACAAUGAAGAACGAGGACAGGAGGAGCCAAACCAAAGCUGCAGGAGCCGCAGGCGCAACUUCAUCAGAAAAGGAAACAAAACUUCGUGACGAUCAUGUUUCAUCUGAAGAUGAUUUUGACGAUGACGAGGACCUGAUGGGUGACGAUGACGAUUUCGAUGGCCUCGAUGAUCUAGAUCUUCAUGAGAUAGAACAGAGAGAGCGACAAAAGGCAGAAGCAGUAACACUAGCAGAGUCAUCUUCUUCAUCGACCUCGCAAGAGAGCGAAGCAGGAGGAGCUACUUCUGCUACAUCAGGAUCAAGUAGAAGAAGUACGGUAGUCGCGAAUCAUGUUCGUAAGUAUCUCCCCAGUGCGAGUCAAGAUCAAUUUCUGUACAUCAAUCCGAACGCAUUCAACGCCGACAGCGACUGUCGAGAUUCUGUCGAUUUCCGGGACGAGGGAGACCUUUCGUGCGCAGACUGGCGUGCUAAGUCCAAAGAUGAGACUUGUCACGAUGCCUAUCGUUAAGACUUCCCCGAAUCCAUCUCUAUAGGGAUCCCUCAACAGUAUGCAUCCCAAUACAUGGGAGACGGUAUCGGUAAGGCGUAUUCUUGCAGGAUCCCUACAGGGAUGAAUUAGGGGAGGCGCUAACAUCGCACGAUCAACGAGAACGACUUCCCCUUUCUCUUUCCCGACCCAGGUCCUUCUGUCGAUGAAGAGGAUGAGGCACCUGGAGAUGGUAGUGCGGAAGGGAGCGGCUCUGACGAGAAGUCAAGUCCUGGCGAUGCUCUAACAAAUGCAGCAGCCGCAGGAGGUAACAAGACAAGCGCGGAAAAGUUACCGAUUACCGAAAUAGACGGGAUCGAUGAUGGAGUAACUGAAAAAGAAACACGAAUAGAGAAUUCAAAUACAAAUACAUCUUUCUUGUUUUUUCAGCUUCCUCCAGCUGAUUCUGUGAUUAUCGCUUCUUCCGAUAAAAAAUCGUCCGGAGAUCAUACUUCAUCUUCUAGCGGCACAGCUUCUUCUUCUUCCAGUGCUGACGGAGCAGCAGGAGCUCCUGUUGAGGACAGAUUCACUUCCGGCAUAGUGGGCCGUUUGAACGUAGACCACCAGAAGAACAAGGAUGCAAAAACAGACGCACCCCUCAGUCGUAGUGACCACUUCCAACAAGUUUACCGAAAUUUCAUGCGGGAAAAAGGCGAACUGCGUGGUGACCGUGACUUCUCCCAUCUCCACGACAGUCUGUCACCGGCGCAUCAGAAGAGGGAGCGAGAAGAAUUGGAGUCCGCACAAAGCAAGUUGCUAAGCAGAAAGCGCAUGGGCAGGGCCACAUCCACGAGUUCCUCUUCCUCUGGACAGGGUGGUCGUGGACGAGAUGCGCCAGCGUCUCUGCGAAACUCCAUGAUGAGAGCGCGAAAAAUCCCGUAUUCGAAGUUCGGGAUUGAGCAGCUUUUGUGCAACUGCCCUAUCGCGUGUGGCAUAGGGCCUAAAGGGAAUUGUCGACGCGAGGGAUGCGUGAAGACGUGCAGCGUAGAUAGCACACCUCUGAUGGCGUUGAAGCAGCCGCGCGAGUACAACAAACCCUCACCGGGUCCUGCCUUUGAUGGUCCAGUCCACGCCAUUCCCGGCUUUUGCCCUGUUCUCAAUUAAGGGUUGAAGCAUUUCCCUUUUAAGUACAUGCUUUUCUCCAUCUUCAUCAGUGCUUUCUGAAAAAGAAAUGUAUUCACCCUUUAACUCAACGGUUUAGCAGCUGGCCGGAACUGCGUGCAUUCCUAUCAGUGCCUCAGCGGACGCUGCUGUCCGUUUCGUAAGAUGUGUGUACCCGUCUCAGAGGCAUCACCGGAAGAAGAGUCGCUAGCAGCAUUGGCGGAUAGUGCGACUGAGGCCGCAGGCGGUGGUGGGGAGAAAGCGGCGCAAGACGCACCUCCAGGUCCAGCAUCGCCUCAAGAAGCAGAUGCAACCGGAUUGCUCACCUCAGGCGCGCACAGCCUCGAAACACCCUAUAAACCUAGUAAAAGGCCUCUCUCGUCAACAUCGUCUGUCAGCAGCACUUCAACAAAGCUCCUGCAAAUCGAUGGCGUUGAUCAAGUAGAACAAGAGAAAAAGGCGAAAUCGACAAUAAAGGCUUUAACAUCUUCUUCUUCGGCAGCCGCAGCAGGAGGACCGCCACCGGCUGGUACGUCGAGCAAAAAUAAUUCGAAAGACAAAGAUGAGCCGAAGCCUCUUCCCGCUGUUGUGAAGGCCAUGAACACUGACACUCUGGCGAUCCGACUCGCCGCGCGUCCGCGGUGGUUGCUGCCCCUCGUCAAAUCGAAGUACUCAACACAAGACCCAGUGUGCGGCACACCCAAGCUAGAGUCCGAGGCAGAGUGGCGGCGAAACUGUGACGUCCCGAAUGACCCGAGUCUCAGCAAAUGUGUAGGAUACCACUCAUUCUCAUUGAGAACCCAAGUUAUCGAAGAAUGUCGUUUCACCUAAGUAAGAAGGGCCCAAAGAAGGGGAACGACAUUCCCCUAUCAACAUUCUCAAUGAGUGGAAGCAUUCAAAAUGCCGCUGCCGCAUGGGCUUUCUGCUCUCCUACUGGUCAGGCCACUGGACCAAGCAAGAGUGUGCUCAAGAACAACUAGCCAACGGGGAUCGGUAUAGCAGACAAAAAAUAACCCUUCCAAAUGCCACCAAUACUACUUAUGGUCAGCUUUUAUCCAUCCAUCUCAGCAUCUUGGUACCCGUUUCCCUUGCAUUUCAUGGGAAAGGGGUCGAGAUGAAGGGACCGAAAUGAAUAUUAUAUUAAGCCGACGCUAAACUACUGCGGCACCAAACGAGGAGAAAACAGAAUACGACUACGAAGACCUUCCGGAACCAGGUACCUUGCUUGCAGAAGCACAGCAGGAACCUAUGUCGACGUCGACUUCAGACGCUGAAGGAAACCACUCGUCAAUGUCGAUCGGAACAUCCUCGAAGAAAGAACACCAGUCUUCAAAUAAAGACAUCCAUUUUCUAGAUACUAUGAUCGAUGAGCAGACGCUUUACUCGCGAGGCGGUCCGUUGCCGGGUCCGCGGCGACGAUCAACGCUCUUCUCAGAGUUUAAACGUCGCCGUGACGGAAUGGACGCGAGGAGAAGACGCGCAGCCCUUGAACUCGCGGAGAAGCCAGAAGAUUUAUGACCACUGCACUAGAGUGUAUCUCCAUCUGUAUGUCAUUUAUGUGGACUAAGAUCCUCUUGGUCUUGUUUUUAGUGAGAACUUUGUACUUAGUCACCUGGUAUAGAUAUACAUAGUAUUGAUGAUGAAUUUAUUUAUUAGAUUCCCAUUGUUCGACUCACUGUAUCUGUAACAAGCGCAACCAAACACGAGAAGGAGGUCAGCAAAGUCAAACCUUCUCCUUCUCGAUUUCUAAAGCUAAGCCUAACGUAGGGGUAGGGUUAGGUUGCAACUUCACUUAGAAUUACAACUUAGAUGAAGUAGAAUGUUCUGUGAUAUUCAUAUUUUCGUUGGACGAGAAACAUAUUUGUAUUUAUAAUACUCGAACUCGGCCGGCGGGUGCAAGAAUAAGACAGAGCUCCUCUCUUGUUUAUUCAAAUCUGAAUCUUUCUCGCUCUGAGUCUCAGUCUCUAACAUUCAAAAAUAGGAAAACCGACGAGGACGCCAACGAGGAAUCUUCAAAGGCAGAUGAAACUACAAAGCAUAUGCCGCUCAGCUAUUUUCCAGCACGACAUCGAAAUUUUUGCACAUUUUUCAACGAACACCUUGGUGCGAUUGAUCUACGGCUGACGAUGAAAAUGCUGCUUCCGCAGGCAUUCAAGGCAGAUGACGCUUACACGGUGAUAGCAAUCGACACAGCGUUACGUAACGCUCUGAACGAAGUUCCUCGAGUGACAGGUUUAGUGGUGCCCAGGUUCAUGAAAAUGAUGCUGAUGCGAGUGGAGGCAACUACACCAGGCAAGCAGCACGACGUCGAGGACCAGGACAGCGUCAGCGAACAGGAUGAUCCUAAAGAGGAUGCUGGUAAAGAAAACGAAGCGUCUGCGUCUCAGUCAGAUGAAGAAGAAAAAGAAGAGGCACCGCAAGGAGUGGAGAAGGCGACGAUUGGGGAUCAGCACAAGAAUGCGGUAACCAGCCUCAGCAUGUUAAAGAGUAUUUUCACUCCUCGAAGAAGUUCUUCAGCGAGCUCCUUGUCCUCGAACGGACACAACGAGCAGGAUCAUGAUGAUGUAGUGCAUGCGAAUAGCCUCUUCAGAGAGAGACGCGCAUUGCUAGAAUCUUUAUCUACGAUUCUCGGUUCAAAUGGUCCUCGUCGAGGUGGUGGUAAAAAGAACUACCCUGGUGCUGCGCCUGAUGCAACAAGACUAGCCGCAGCUCUUUUGCAGAUGCCUGCUUCCAGAUCUUCACAAAAAGAUCGUCCAGACCAUGAUGUAGAAUUGCGCCAGCACGAGCAUCAGACGCACCACGACGGGCGCGCGAUUCGUGACCGACGAGCGUUGCUGUCAGCGGCACUUGCAGUCUCCAACUUCUUGCAGCUGGAAGCGAAAAGCGACCGCGAUUUUGUGGUCAAGACAACGGAAGACUUGGUACGCCAGAUGGCUAUGGAGCAAGAGAAAGAAGAUGCACAGGAGAGUGAAGAAGUGCAUGCUGUACGAAGCAGUGAAGAUAGUGAAGAGACGACAGGCAGAUUAAGGGUACUACAAGAAUAGAUCCAUCUUCGCCCGCAUGUUUUUGUUUGUCCCGUUUUCAAAGGGAAAACGGGGACCAAGAUGGAGGUGACUGAGAUGGUGAUGGAUUUAUUCAAGUUCUAAGCAGAGUAGCAACUUCUUCGAAUGUACACCAGAAAGCGCUGAGCCUCCUACAACGAGAAAAGAAUAUCGUUGAUGGUAUCUUGCAGAUGUUUGCGCCUAGUAGUCGUGGUGCACCGCCAUCGCAAGCGCAAGAAGACGUCGCAGGAACAACUAAGAAGAUGAAUGAAGCAGGCACAUCUUCAGACGGGUCGCCCAGGGAGCUACUUGGAGGACCGUCAAGCAGUCUGGUGGAGCAAGAAACUAGGAACACGGGUAGCUCCAGCACCACCAAGAGUGGUCAAUCCAUAUCAUCUUCGUCGACAUCGUCGAAGAAAUGGAUCACCGCUGCCAUCUCCUCGGUCACCGCUGCUGUUGCGCCGGCAAUUGCGCAGACCGACGUGCACUCUGUGAUAACGCAGGCCGUUGAGACAGCGCACGCGCAGCUACCGAAAUACCGCAGUCUGCAGAUGCCAGCCAAGGAGGACGCAAAAGAUGUUAAAGAGGAAGCCAAAGAAACUCUCAAAGCCACUGAGGGAAGUGUUGGACCGGCGAUGACAGAUGCUGCCAAAAAGAAAGCCGAGGAAGUAGGGCUCGCUCCCAAGGUUACCUUCGCACACGUUAUGGUUGUUCUUCUUCUUCUAGACGUCAUUGUAGAGAAGCAUUGAUGUAGAGUUGCAUUUAUUGUUCCAGAAUUUCCGAAUUGUUCUACGCAGAAGUAUAUCGAAAACUGAAAAUAUGCGAGUUACUGACUGAAAUACGGCGGGGGGAGGUGGCUACUUAGGCUAGUACUCUUUGUUCUUCAGUAUUUCGGUUAAAUUCUCGGUAAUGACUUGCUUAUUUCAGUUUUUCGUAUAUAUCGAUAACGAUAUACUUGUUUGAGCUACUCUAUCAUGGUACUACUUUGAUCUCGCUAAUCCUCGUGCGACUAGCACCGUGCGUGACGAGAAAGACUUCCUUUUAGUUGCGAAGCGCGUUGCUGUUGAUGUGCGAAUGUGGAUCAGGUUGGACGAUAUUCCCGCAAUGCAACACGCUUUGGGUAGUGAAGAACUGCGCUUAGCUGUACAGCAUCAGGUCGGUGCGAUGCCGUCAAAGGAUUUUAUGGUCUAUUCCUUCAGAGCUCGGAGGACUCCAUAUUUUCAGCAACUUCUAGUUAGAAUUGAUGAUGAUGAGCAGGUGCUCGUGGUUCAGAUGUUUCCACGAUCUCUCGACCUGCUGUGGUUUCAACAUCUGAAGCUGGUGCCAGACACAGGCUUUUGCUUCUCAUCGUCUAACUUGCCAGGCGAUAAGAGGGUGGGGGACUCCGUGGAGCCUGAGCUGCCGCCUUUGCCUGCCAUGCUGCAAGCCAGACUCGAUAGCAGAUCAGCCAAGUUUCCGAGUUUCGCUCCAUGUGCUUUGCCGCGUCUCCUCAGCCUGCAAAGACCUGGCGUGGACUGUCAUCCUGCGCUAGCAGACCACUUCAAGGACACCCUCUACCAAGACUGGGCGCGAUUAGUAGCCUCGAAAGAACGCAAAAGGCACGCUUUAUGCACUUCAGCUUGAAUGUGAAAAAGCGAUUUUGUUGGUCUUAGUUUCUGAUGCUGAUCUUCUCUCCAGCGCAGUCAUGAGCUUCCUUUUGUCAACAUCUACUUCAACUUAAGAAGUACCCCCAAAUUCUUUAUCUUGUUUUUGCUAAAAUAAGUAUAAUGACAUACGUGAUUUCUACGAAUCACAAACAAGGGCUACAGCUACACCUUGAUGUGCUGGUGGUUCCGUGUCCUUCUUGCAGCAGUAGUUCUCAUAUGCCUAUACCUAUGCCUAUUUCCUCCUCAGCUUGCUUAACGACUCCACCGCCUCUUUAAUUUUCGUAGCCGGAGGCAAGUGGAAGGCCAUCUGGGGUAAAGGUCCAUUCGAAAAGGGAAGCAGGUCGACAAGAAACGCAAGUGGUAGGGUGAAUGGGACACGGACGCCAUUUGACUACACUUCCGCUAUCAGCGGUGGAGAGGGUCUACCACAAGGUUUGUUCGAUGCUUACAUCGGCGGCGCAAACUCAAGUAGCAUUAGUAGCACUCCGACACCAAGCGAGUCUAGCUCUAGUUCUUCGGAGGACGACGAUGAUGUUGAACUGCUUGUUCUACAACAUCAAGGAGAGAAGAUAGAUUCGAGAGAUCAACAUCAAGGUAACAAGUCCAGGAAUAACAAAAGUAAGGCCUUCUCGAAAACAAAGAGAUCCUCAACGCACAGUGAUGAAAACGACCUUGCUACAUGGAUGGGUCGGAAGAUCGUUUCCUUUUUCGGAGGGGAGAAACUUCAAACAGCGCCGGCGGACAACAACAAUAUGGAUGAUCCACCGGGCAGCGAAGACGCAGAAGCUGUAUGACUACUAGAAGUAUUAGCAGUGCAGAAGUUGUAUUACUUUUAUACUCUUGUUACACUUACUCAACAGUGUCAGAAAAAUUAUAUGCCUUGCCUUUAGAAGCUCACGUAUAUUGAAUUCGAAAUAUGAUCUUUUGUUGUUAUUAGCUAAAGCUAAUGCUAGUACAAGGAAGUACGCGUCAUUUUCUAUUUUCCGAUUCGUUCGAUCCCUGCUUAUUUCAUGUUUUGUUGCGGAUGUCUUUAGCUCAGUGAAAAGCUCGGUCGAGGAUCGCAGCGGUCAAGAGCAGGAGGAAAGCGAGUCAUCGACCGAUGAAACGGGCCUCCAGAAGGAUGAAAGUACGGUGGUGUCUGGGAAUGGCACCGAUGCUCUGGAAGCUUCCGACAACUCAACUGAUGUGGAAGAGGAAUCCUUCAACGUGACAAAUGACACUGAAGUUAGGGCUAUCCAUCCUCAACAUCAUCCUCAAUAUUCUUGGCUCUUUUUCUACUUGAAAAAGAAGGCAGGAGCUCCGAGGAUUAUAUUCAAUGGCGCAGAAGGACAAGGAGGACGCGAACGCGGUGAUUCAUUCUAACAAAGGCGAUGCUGUUGAGCCUGUUCCGAUGGUCAAUGGCGUCAAUGUGACAGAGGUGCGAGGGACGGCAGGCUCAGCGUCCACACCACAGGCGACAACCACUCCAGUACCUUUCUCAAUGGCGGAGAAGACGAGGAAGAAGAGGAAGAAGAGCCGUAGCACUUCUAGUUUCGCUUUCGAGAGGCAGCAGAUGAAGCUGCAUGAUCUGCAUGGACGUCGAGAUGUUGAUGAUGGUAGUACAACUUCAACUUCUAGCGCACUACCUCCUACAACUGGUGUUCCUUCUAGUACUGCGGAAGGUAAUCGUCCUCACGAGAGCUUGCAAGAUCUCAUUUUUGAGAACCCGCAGGAACUGUACAGUGUGCGGAAUGUGGAUCCAACUAUUCGCGAUAGGUAUUCUUCCAACCUUGCAGCUGAUUCCGAUACACUACGUGUCCUACCGCCAACCCAUCUUUUACGCCAUCUUUUAGCCAAUUUCCACUUGAAAAGUGUUAAAAGAUGUUGCACAAGAUGGGUAGUCGUAAUUGUUGGUACUUCUAAAUACAGCACCAUCUUCCACCUCCGACAAAGGAGGCCGUGGCAUGGCUCCAAAUGCGAUCAGCGCUGAAGAGCCUGGAGGUUUGGUUUGGUGGUUCCUAGGAAGCAUCAAUCGACCUGUUCUGACGGAAAUCCGCAUUCCCUUCGAAGUUCACUACAGCGACAAAUUCAUUGCGGACCUCAAGAUUAAGGCCUCCUCUAAUCCAUCUCUAUACAUCAUAGAAGGGAUGAUCCCUCAAACAACCGUACUAGGCAUGCGCCUUAUUUAAUACAAGGGGGAUACUGACGCAUACGCUUGAGGGAUUUCAACGGGGAUAAAUUAGGAAGAGCGCUAACAAGGAUAAAGACCAAGCAAGCACUUCUGGCAAGAAUGUAGCCGAUACCUGGGAUAUGGUAACACUGAUGGCCGACGUCGAUGUUGAUUUUGAGAACAAGAAACCGAGGAAUAAAGCUAGUUCCAGUAUAGCUACGCCUACAGCUGAAUACAUGAAGACUACUUCUAGGAGUAGGCGAGGACCACAAGCAAUAGUGAAGCAGAGUAAAGGGUCUUCACAGAUGAAGAGGGCUGCACCAACAAGUCACCUGGACCUGCUGGAAUUAGUGGAAAGUGGCACUAGUACUCCAGAAAAAGAAAAACCUAAAACACCACGUCAAGGCAGUGCUCCUGUCGUUGAGAAAACUGCAUUAUCAUCAGGUACACACCAGCGCAGUGUUGAUAAGGAAGAUACCGAGCCAACAUCAUCUUCAGGUGAAGAAAGCACAAAAGUCGUUGCACUCGCUGGCAACACGAAGGACGUCUCGGAAGCUGACAAGAAGAAGGCCAUCAAAGCGGCAACAACUACCUCCUCUUCCCGACCGGAACAGAAGUCAGCACAGCAGCUGCAGCAACUACAACAAGGUGAUGAAGCCAAGCAAGGCAAGAGUGCGGCACCUCCACUUGCAUUAGAUUCUUCUGCAGCAGGCGGCGGCGCUGCUCACGAUGUUGUCUUCACGACUGGACAAGCUGGCUUCUCACUCGCACGCGUGGGCAACAAGCUCCUCGCUGAACUGUCUGCGCUGAACUACGCUAGUGUUGUCGGCGAAGACACGGCUGAUGACGACGAAACUGCUGAAAGGCCUGGCGGUCGAAAAGCUAAUGAGGAUCACUUUUUGUGGCAGCGCGCGUCGGUCCGCAUCCACGAGCCAGCGGGCUUCUGUCCGCCACACACGAUCGAGUACCAGCCGAAAGCAGGUGCCGGCGAGAAGAAGAUUUGCGCCGACUGGGUCUGUCGCUGUCCGGGCAGCGGUAUGCCCGCAGCGGGUGCGAAGUGCCCGCGCGAGGGUGCGUCUGUGUGCGAAGCGUGUCCCCAAGGGUUCGCUUUUGCAGACGAGGAACGGAGCGGCUGCGUACCCAUUCAGCCACUGCUUGAGCGCUACAAGGGCAACAUUCCUUGGUGGAAUAUCGCUCCUGAGGCCUCAUCUUCCUCGACAGGAGACGACGACCUAGACCACAGCUUCGAUGUUGACAUCGACGACGACGACGUUGACUUCGACAUGACCGAUGCAAACGAGGUGGACUCUUCAUCCACCUCCGAGAAGAACGAGGCUGGACAAGUCAAGGCCAAGCACAAGUCCGCGCACCCGUUUAACACCCACGCAUGGGAAAAACCGGAUCGCGAGACCGAGACUCUGAUGAAGCAGGCUGCCCAGGAGAACGCGAAAUUGUGGAAUCCAGUUCCGCUUGAAUUGAACCUAAAGGUCUUCGACAAGCGACCCUUGCAUAUUUAUGGACCGGAGGAGAUGCGUCGCCGGGCUGAACAAGCGGAAGCGCGCGCUUGCAAUGCCACUUGCGAGAAGUGCGAGGAGGAACGGCAGAUAAAAGCCGUGAAGGUGGCCAAGGACAGGCGCGCAGAAUUCGCGGUGCGUGAGCGUGCCUGCGACUACUACCGCAACAGCUAUGGCGACUGCUGCGAGUCGUGCGCGGUGGGCGGCGCCGUCGUGAACACAGUGUCGUGCAUGUCCUGCGUUAUGGGCCGUGACGUCGGAACGCCUGAAGUUUGCUACGUCAUCGGUUCCAAGGAUCCGAAGUUCGCCGACGCGCCAGAAUGUGUUACUAUCGCGUCGAGCGUGGAGCUGAUGCAGCAGUCGAGACAAGCCAAUGAGUGGGCUCCGGAUCCUAGGCUGAGCAAAGCGAGCUUUUCUUAUGAAGAUCCAAAGACUUUUUGAAAGCAACGAGAACGACAGUAGAUUCUACAGUUCUUGUUGUAACUGGAUCUUUAUCGUUAUCGCUUCUUUUUACGACAUUUUUUACAGAUUCUUUACCGACCACCAAGUAGGGCGCAUAUAUAAGUAAUAAUUCUUGUCAUCAUGAUCAUGAUGAAGAUGAAGAAAGCGCUCCAUACCUUCUAAUUCAUCUACGCGAAUCUGACAUUGCAAUAUCGCAUGUGGAAACCGCUUUCGGGGGUUGCGAAGGGCGUGCUUAUCGGCCUCGGUGGCCGCAGCAUGUUGGAGGCCGAUGACGAGCUGAAUUUCUGUGGGAGGCAUGGUGAUUAAGGGUUUCCGAAUUGCACUCCUCAAUACCAUCCCUGGCCCUUUUCUUAGUAGAAAAGAAGCCGGGGAACUUUUGAGGACUGUAAUUCCGUAACCUCUAAGGUGAGGCUUUGAACGCCACCCUGCUAUCUCACUCCCUCGACAUGAUCGUCAUCUGCCCUAUUCCGAGAACCUAUCCAUUACCAGGCAACACAGGGAUAUUCGAGAAAACGUCGUGCUGGGAAGGCUUCCGGAAAGAAGCGCCAGGUGUUGAGAGCUUCGUAAAUGGCUUGCACUUGCCUUUUCGCAAGUAUCCAACAUUCUGUUGCUCUCGUCUACUUCAAUUUCAAAAUCACGGGGAAAAGCAUUGUCAUCAAUUCUCCUGUUUCAGGUUUGUGCCACAGCGGCGGGUACGCGAUGACACCUGCGAACGGACACCAACCGAAGCCCGAUAAUGGACCCCAGGACGCAGAGUGGCUUGGUGAGUUCUUGUUUGAACUGAAAAGUGUCUAUCGCGGUGUUCCGUUUUUUGUGUUGGGCUACUCCGGUGGCAGUGCCGUUACGUACCAGUUAGCCUGUAGCAAGUAUGCCAGUGCAAUUGCAGGCAUCAUUUCGGUUGCAUAUCUUAAGGCUUCGUUUAAUCCAUCUGCAGAAGCAUCCUUCCAGGAAGGAGAAAACAAGGAGACGUUGACGCUUUCAAAGGGAUUUCAAACGGGGGUCUCGGGAUAGUCUUCAUCUUCUUUUUCUAAAUGAAGAGGGAAAUGGACGUGGAUAUUCAUUAUAGAUACUCAUAAGAGAAAGGGUGACUGAGCUCCAAUACCUCUAUCUAACUAUACUUUCUAUGACCCUUUCUAUGGCUGGCAAGAAACCGAGGCACCUCCGGACAUAGACGGCGUGGGGAGGUUGGAUCCGAUGUGCAAGAACGUCAUCACUUCCAGUUCAGAAACCCAUACUCCAUUACUGCCUGGGAAAAAUCAGGUGGCUACACUGGUAGACAGAACAGCAGGAAGGACUAAUAUCAAAGCACAGAAUCGUCGUGGGGCAGGAGACGACAGCAGUACAACUUCUAGAAGUGCCUCAAGUGCUACUUCUAGGACAGGACCUAGCACUCCAACGUCGACUCUUCGACGUACCCACUCAGCGGAUACAAUUACAAAUGGAGCCAACAAGAGGAGCACUGCGGAACUGCAGGGCGAGGCGGUCAUCCGAAAGGAAGACCAGGAAGCUAUUACGGGAGGCGCAGCCGCCAACACGGCAGGCCACGGGGUGACUAGUGGCUUCUACUUCGAGGACGAUAUGCGAGGCGUACUGGAGGAAGAAACUACCGCUGAGGACUUAAAGUUCCGCAGAAGCACUUCGGAACAAGAAAACAGACAAGUCGCCGUCGCGCCAGAAAUCUUAAGGCGUAAAAAAGUAAGUAGAAUGGGCAUCAUUUUUACCUCACGAUGAAACCGAUGCACGCUUCUUGUAAAGACAGAAAAACAUCGUCAUGGUCAUCAUAAUCAUUCUAAUGCUAUAACUAAGUACAACAGGCAUGAUAACCAUCUUGACGAACCCUACCCCGCACGAACUCUCUAAAGAUCGUUGACGGCGCACAGCUUUAUGCGGAUGCGGAGCCGAUUCAAAUCGUGAAGCCUCCAAGGCAUUUCGUCCUCUACGGAUCUUUCGAUACCGCGAUGAACUUGAUGAAUGUUGCGGUGCCCCGAUUUGGCCAUUACUUUAUGGGUUAAAAAUCAUGUGGAGGUGAGCCUGGUCAACCGAGAAGGACUUCUUGAACUUUUGCGUACUAGUAGUAGUAGAAGCAGGUCGCUUUUCAAUCCUUCUGGAUCAAUACCUAUUUCCUGCCCGCGUUGAUGCAGAAAUACUGCUCUCUGCUCACACCCUCUUCGUCGUGAAGUUCUCUUCGAUUACUUAGUACCAUUCUUUACCAGCUGUAGGUCUAGGAGCUCUUCUAACUUUUCUACUCAUUCCAGUAUGCUGUGUGACGCGUCGCAAUUUCAUGCUGCUAGUCCGGUUUUUGAGAUGGAGAAAGCCGCCGCCCUGAAUGAGUAUGACCAGACGCACUUGGUGUGUUCGGAUUUUGUGAAUGCCACGAGUCCGAUGUUCGAGGAGCUAAAGGCAACGGCAAAAAUGAAGUCGACGAUUAGUGGCGUCGAGCACCAUGUCGAUCCAGACCUCGUGUUUGCCGAUGCCGCACCAGUAACCGCGGUUGAGAAAUCCUAUCAACUGCUGGAAGAGCAACGAAAGGCACGAUCACUACAAGGGGAACUUGUAACCGAUAUCGAACAUAACGACGAGCCUACAUCAUCAAUACAAACAUCAUCUUCAUCAACAUCAAGGGAGAACGUCGUGGCACUACUUCAACUUGACGGCAUGCGUGUGGCCGCGUCGAAUGCGGAACAUGCUACUAAAACAACUAGAAGAACAAGUGCUGGCAGUAGUCUUACAAGAACGGGUGGCACCUCCGGCGGCUCCGCUAGAACCUCUAUUAAGAUUUCCCGGAAUCCAUGGUGACCAUCUUCAGAAGCAUCUUGGGGCACCCCUGUAAGGGAAAAGAGACCCAAGAUGACUCGCAAGAUGUACUAUUCCAGGAAGAUCUAAAUCUAGUACUUCUUCGUCAUCAAGCAUAAGUGGAAAAGGGGACUCUUCGAAGAUAACAUGUCCAUCGCGCAUCUGUCGUUUCGGGUCAGCACCAGACUACGCCACUCAGCAUCAACCGGCAUUAGCAACGAAAGCCGCCUUUCGUUAUGGCUCUACUACAAACUACGUGUUGUUCUUCCUGUUGGUGGCCGCCUGAUGUUGAGAUUGAGACAGAUAUAAGAAGUGAGAAGUGAGUUGUAUCAUCAUGAUGACUUUUUGAUCCCGCCUCUCUCAGUACUGAUAAAUCAUAAUCAUGAGCUCAAAUCAUGGACGUGAUGGUGAUUGAAUUUUUCACUUUGACUUUGUUGUUUUUUGUUGCUUGUUCAUCGCCGUCCUCGUGCUCCACUUUACUGAAAAAGGCUCUUCUAAUUUCUUGGCAUCGAUUACUUCGUGAAUACUCUGCGGUUGUUUGGCGGUACGUUUGCGCUUUCUGCAGAGGAAUUCAAAGACUUGGACAUGUCACACAUUGAGCGCCAGGCUACGGCGAGGUAGGUGCUUUAUAUUGGCAAGGGGAGGAGGAAGGAUGCCAAGAAGGGUGUCAAAAUAUUGUAGUACAUGUUGUAGACUUCGACUUCUAUUUGGAGUGAUGAAUUAGAUUUAGAGGCAGAGCAAUACUUUGACGAGUUCGAAAAAGAGGAAUUGAAGUGAUAAUGAUUUCUUACACUUGCGGCCACGACUUUGUUUACAUCUACUUUCUUUGUCCUCCAUGAUAUUUUCUUCCAAACUUAAUACACGAAGGACAUUAAGAACGACAACUGUUUACGAUCGAAAUUUCGAAAGAAUGAUCAAGUUGUAGAGGAAUUCCAAGAAUUCUCUGUACGCUAGACAUUCAACAUCUUAUUCUUAAUCCAUUCAAUUGCAAUUGACUUGUUCACAACGGAUUGUAUUCCUACUCAUCACAUGGUAUCAAUUUGAUUCAAACAAGUAUUAUCGGAAUCCUAUCUAGUAUCUGAUUACUUAUCUGUCAAUUUUUUUAGCACUCGCAUGCCGUCAAGAAAUGACGAGGAAUGUGCUUGUGGUUCUGUGUCAUUUCCUUUCGUAUCCUUGAAGCUUAGAAAUAGCAAAAUAGUAUCCAAAUAGGUUCAUAUUCACAAAUCUCAAAAACCACGAAGCAAGCGUACGCAGGCAGUUCCGACUGUUUGCAAGGACUGAAAAGUAGUUUGAAAUUGAAAAUUAACUCUUGUUUGACAUCGUGAUCGUGAAUUAAUAGUUGUAGCAUUCCACCGCUUCUAGUAGAAAAAGUAGCAUACUCAUUGCGAUAAGUACGCUACUACACUCAAAAAUAGUCUUUUUAGAAACACAGCUACGAAGCUGCAUCGAGCGCCGAGCGCAUGAAGAAGGGACGACGACCUGAGUAGCCCUGCGGCCCCUACUUACCACGUUUUUAAACUUUCUGGUAGUCAGAUGCCGAAGAUACACAAUCUCAUCAUCUGAAAAGACUUCUUCAUCAUCAACAUAUUUAUAGUCUCAUUGCCAAUCAUCAAGAUUUAGUAGACACAUGUACUGAGAUUCUAGUUCUACUUAUCCGCAUGCGGGGUCGAGACUUAUGAUUAUACUUCUAUGCAUGAUUCAUCACGAUGUUGUGCGGCAUGGCAGCUGUCAUCAGUAGUCGGUAGAACCCAUAAAAGAAUGAACAACACUUUUUCGUAGAAUUAUUGUCGGGUGCAGUGGCCCGUUUCAAAGAUCUUCAUCCGCAUACUCAGCUAAUCCGCUCCAGAUUCUUCUUCAUAGUUUGAGUUUGAGUUUGUCAUAUGUACUAAAUGUAAAUUUUUUCUACUUGCAUUAUACUUAUAGGAGCGAAUGCAUAGGACUUCUGCUUUUGCGGUCAGCCGCAUCGGCUGAUGGAGGUGCACCAUCCAUGAAGGACAGCUAGCAACUCGAAAACGACUGAUCCACAUGAGCAUAGCAUGCCGGAUGAGCGAAAUAAAGCAUAUAAAUGUGGGCAUGUACAGGAGUUGCUUUUUGGGAAGAGAAGCAGGGCACGAGGGAGUGGCUGCAAUUGCAUACAACUAGUUUUUACACACUCCAUAUUCAAUAUUAUACCUCUUGAGCAUACUGUCUUCUCGCCUACAUAUAAAAAAUGUAUUUGUUUUCACUUAGUAAAUCUAAAUUAUGAACAAUACUAGAUCUCUGAAUAUCAUCAUCUUCACUUUACAGGCAGGUACCAAGAUAAACUCUCUGGCAUUUAAUGGAGCCAACACUUGCAGGUUCUCGGCCUAAAAUCCCGACCUCAAAUAGACAGAAAAUUGCUAUUCCAACAUACGAACUUGACGCGUCCAACAGAGAUCAUUGAUGCCAUGAUUUGUCGUCAUUCGACUGCUUCCGAAAGAGUCGGUCUGGCACCUGAUUCAAAUCCUUCUGCGUCGUGCUCAAAAGAUCAACAUAUUCAACAUAUAGUGAAAGAUCGUAUAGUCACCGAAUAUUUUUUAUUGAAUUCCGUAAUGAAGAUCCACAUUCUGCUUGAA
Amoebophrya sp. A25 is the source of this 15989-nucleotide messenger RNA. NCBI's taxonomy places the organism in Eukaryota, Dinophyceae, Syndiniales, Amoebophryaceae. The record is from the annotation of a GenBank genome assembly.